Messenger RNA from Coccidioides immitis RS, 555 nucleotides. RefSeq lists its product as uncharacterized. Lineage: Eukaryota; Fungi; Ascomycota; Eurotiomycetes; Onygenales; Onygenaceae. Bases 1 to 555 code for a protein of 184 amino acids. The transcript is spliced from 5 exons. The record is from RefSeq and is a predicted model, not a curated record.
AUGCAUUUUCACCCCGCCGUUUGUUUUACUGUCGCCGCUGUCGGCAAUCAAGACCAUCCAGCCACCAAAUCUCUACUCAAAAUCACCAGCACAGAGCUCGCUGUAUUCUCUUCGCAUUGGAGGGAGGCAUUGAGCCGAACCUCACAUGGCCCUCAAAACAAGACUAGACUAGACUUACCCCAGCAUGGCUUUGCGUACCAAAUGGGUCGAGGUGGAUCACUGCAGAGCUCUGACCAUGACCGUGCCUUCACGAGAAAUGUCACAGGAAACUUUGCACAGCCGGACUGUCAUUUGAGCGGAGCGGAGCUCUUUCCAUCUGCCGGAGCAAAAUUCCUGCAGCAGCACAUGUACUCGUCCAGGACUGCCUGCCUUGAGCCAUCUUUUGGGUGUGUACGGAGAGCAUGGUGCGAACACAUUGUGAAGUCCGAUGGAGAAGAACAUCAAACUGCCAGGUCGAACCUGCAUCUGUGCAGAAACCUGUCGAUUUGGAAUCAUCAGCGACUGGAAGUUUGGGGUUUCCUGAUCGAUUUAACCAACCCAAUCCUCGACAGCUAA